AUGUCGAAGCGCACCGCCGACGCCGAGGGCGAAGGCCCUCUCAAGGGCGGCGACCGCCCCGAGCAGAUGGACAUUGACGACAAGGACAUGGGCGAGUUCGAAGACGAGUUCGAGGAUGAGUUUGAGAGCGAGGACGAGAUUUUCGAGGCGGGCGUCGAUGGCAGGCCAGACGCCGAGAGGGAGGCCGACGAGAAAGCAGCUGCAAUGGACGUCGAUCAAGGCACAUUCAUUGUCGGCCGCAGCAAACUUGAGCCGGGCCAGACCCUGGCGCCCGACCUGACCACCUACGAGAUGCUUCACAACCUCAGCACGCCUUGGCCCUGCCUCUCCUUUGACAUCGUCCGCGACUCCCUCGGCGACAACCGAAAGGCGUAUCCGGCGACCAUGUACACGGUUGCGGGUACCCAGGCCGACUAUUCCAAGGCGUCGGACAACCAGAUCAUGGUCAACAAGUUCAGUGGCCUGAGCCGGAUGGAGAAGGAGGACGAUUCGGAGGACGAGGACGAUGACGACGAGGAUGCCGACCCCAUCCUGGAGAGCCGAUCGAUCCCGCUCAGCUCGACGACAAACCGCAUUCGUGCACACCAGAUCCCGAGCAGCGAGCCGGGGAGACCGCCGACGACUCUGACAGCCACCAUGACCGAGUCCUCCAACGUUUUCAUUCACGACGUCACUCCUCACCUGGCGUCGUUUGAUACCCCGGGAACGAUCAUCUCGGCGCAACAGAACAAGCCCAUCUCAACCAUCCGAGCACACAAGUCGGAGGGCUACGCCGUAGACUGGUCUCCGAUCAUUCCUAGCGGCAAGCUACUCACGGGCGACAACGACGGUCUCAUUUACGUGACGACGCGGACGGACGGAGGCGGCUGGGUGACGGACAACCGGCCGUUCCAGGGCCACAUGAGCAGCGUCGAGGAGCUCCAGUGGUCGCCAUCGGAGCAGUCGGUGUUUGCGUCGGCCUCGAGCGACGGCUCCAUCCGCAUCUGGGACGUGCGCUCCAAGUCGCGCAAGCCGGCCAUCACGAUGCAGGUGUCCAACUACGACGUCAACGUCAUGUCGUGGUCGCGGCAGACGACGCACCUGCUUGCCUCGGGCGCCGACGACGGCACCUGGGGCGUGUGGGACCUGCGGCAGUGGAAGACGAGCCAGGACAAGCCGCAGGCGCUGGCGAGCUUCAACUUCCACAAGGAGCAGAUCACGAGCGUCGAGUGGCACCCGACCGACGACUCCAUCAUGGCGGUCGCGGCGGGCGACAACACGGUGACGCUGUGGGACCUGGCGGUCGAGCUGGACGACGAGGAGAGCAAGGACACGGCGGGCGUCAAGGACGUGCCGCCGCAGCUGCUGUUCGUGCACUACCUCAAGGAUGUCAAGGAGGUGCAUUGGCACCCGCAGAUCACGGGCAGCCUGGUGGCCACGGGCGAGGAGUUUAGCGUUUUCCGCACAAUCAGCGUCUAG
Molecule: messenger RNA, 1458 nt
Organism: Purpureocillium lilacinum
Lineage: Eukaryota; Fungi; Ascomycota; Sordariomycetes; Hypocreales; Ophiocordycipitaceae
Product: ribosome biosynthesis protein rrb1
Biological process (GO): ribosome biogenesis
Cellular component (GO): nucleolus
Molecular function (GO): protein binding
Source: RefSeq, a predicted model, not a curated record